This is a messenger RNA of Beta vulgaris subsp. vulgaris (sugar beet), 723 nucleotides long. RefSeq lists its product as uncharacterized. Lineage: Eukaryota; Viridiplantae; Streptophyta; Magnoliopsida; Caryophyllales; Amaranthaceae. The transcript is spliced from 3 exons. The record is from RefSeq and is a predicted model, not a curated record. Bases 1 to 723 code for a protein of 240 amino acids.
AUGAAUAGAUACAAGCUUUUUGCGCUGGCUGAUAUUGAAGCUAAACUUCAAAGCAUCGGUAGCAACUUUCGUAAAUUCACCGAAAUGCCUUCUGCAGAUGAACUGGUCAUUUUUGAAGCACAAAAUAAGCUUAUCCUUGAUGAGCUUUCUUAUGAUAUAACAGCGUUAACAACUGAGCAUGAUAAGUUAUUUUUAGGUUUAACUGAUGAGCAAAGAAAGAUUUAUCAUGAAAUCAUGGAUGCCAUCUCAGCAUUAGAUAGGAGCUUAAAGGACAUUAUGCGGUCAGUUGAUAGUGCUAAUUUGCAUAAACCUUUUGGUGGAAAAGUCAUUGUGUUUACAGUGUUUAAACUUACUCGCAACAUGAGAGUGCAAACAAGGCAUUCAACCUCUUAUAUUGAAGAAAUAAUAGAGUUUUCAGAUUUGAUACAAAGUGUAGGUGAUGGCAAUGUUGGAGAGCCGAAUGAUGGAACAUGUGUCAUUGAUAUUAGUGAUAAUCUUCGUAUUAAUGGAGGAAAAUACCCUAUUUCUACAAUUAUUCAUAGCACGUAUCCUUGCCUUACAGAUCAUCUAUGGGAAGCAAAGUACUUUCAAGAAAGAGCUAUUCUAGCUCCGACAAAUGAGAUAGUCGAGACAGUUAAUGAUCAUUUGUUGUCUACCAUCCUAGAGAGGAAAAAGAAUACUUUAGUUCAGAUGCAAUUAGCAAAGAAGAAAGGAACUUUGUGA